AUGGUGACAUCUUUCUCAGCCAUUUGGUCGCAGGGUAGUCGUAACCACAACGAAUUUGCCAAGAAGCGUGUUACAGAAGCUUGUAUUUACGACCCAGCGGCGGAAAGAGCGGUGGUGAAACGUUUGGACAAACGUCUGUUGUUGUUUGCCAUGUUUGGAAACAUGGUCAAGACGUUGGAUAACACAAACUUGGCCAGUGCAUUUAUUAGCGGUAUGGAAGAGGAAUUGCAAGUGACUGGACUGGAAUACAACUGGAUGGGGGUCGCGUUCAUGAUCGGAUAUUUGCUAAUGCAAAUCCCGUCCAAUUUGUUACUGUCGAGAGUUCGACCGUCGGUUUACCUUCCCUGUCUGGAAAUGUUGUGGUGCGUUCUUACGUUAGCGAUGGCUUGUGCCCAGUCGGUGCGCUCCGUGUUGUGCAUUCGCUUGCUCCUCGGGUUGGCAGAAGCAGGAUUUUACCCAGGGAUCAUUUUUCUCAUAGGAACCUGGUACACCAAACGCGAGCUUGGCAAACGGCUGGCGCUGCUGAAUAUUUGUGGAUCGUUGGGUAGCGGUUUGAGUGGUGUGAUACAAGCGUUCAUGCUGAAAACUAUGGAUGGUGUGUGGAAUAUCAGUGGAUGGCGCUGGAUGUUUUUCUUUGAUGCUACCAUUACUUUUAUCUUGGCACUGGUGGGUUAUCAUGUUUUACCGGAUUACCCAAAUAACACGGCCUGGUUGAGCAAAUCGGAACAAGCCAUUGCCACAGGACGAACAGAAAAAGAUGGAAAAGAGUUCAAGCGUAACGGACAGUUUCUUGCCCCUUUGAAGAAAUUAUACAGUAAUCACUACUUGUAUCUUUUCAUGGUUGGUUGGGCGUCUCUUCAUAUUGCGUUGGGAGCUUGCACAGUGCUCGGAAUUGUUUCAAAAAAGCUGGGAUACGGGGCGGUAACAGCCAACUUACUGGGCGGGCCUGAUACGCUUAUUACAAUGAUAGCUGGGGUUUGCAACGGCUUCUCUAGCGAUUACUUUCAAACAAGAAUCUGGUGCAUCUUGAUUCCGGCGACUGUGGGCUUGAUCGGAUGUUGUAUGCUGUCUGUGUUUGUCCAGCCGUUUGGACUACUGUACUUUGGCUUCAUUUUAACGCAUGCCGGUCUUGGUUGCGUGUCUUCGAUCAUCAUGACCUAUGCCACCGAGACGAUAUCCAAGAAUGCAGACAUACGUGCAAUGGCCAUAGCGAUAAUGAAUACUUCGUCUUCCUCGAUGUGGCUGUGGACUCCGCUCGUGUUAUGGCCCGUUACUGAUGCCCCUUACUACCGUAUGUUCGCGAUGUUGAUUCUCGAUGAUACGUAA
Molecule: messenger RNA, 1326 nt
Organism: Radiomyces spectabilis
Lineage: Eukaryota; Fungi; Mucoromycota; Mucoromycetes; Mucorales; Radiomycetaceae
Product: major facilitator superfamily domain-containing protein
Exons: 10
Coding region: 1-1326 (441 amino acids)
Biological process (GO): transmembrane transport
Cellular component (GO): membrane
Molecular function (GO): transmembrane transporter activity
Source: RefSeq, a predicted model, not a curated record